AUGCCAGUGCCAUCCGUGAUCCAUUACCGAGAAGAAUCUCUUCCAUACCCUGACCCUUCAGUUCCUGACUCUACCACUCCUCUCUCUUCUUCAAAUCGCUUUCGCGCUUCCACUUCUACCACCACCACCACCUUCCCCCCUACGACUGAUCCGCCUACAUCCUCUACUACCACCUUUACUGGGUCAGUCGUCGGCUCGAUUUCCCGCCGCAAUCGUCGCUCUUUUGCUGCCUUGGCCCAGAAAACCUCCAGUGCUCUAGCCAGCUUGUCCACCAUCUCCACUAUCUCGCAGCCUACGACAUACAAUACCCCCUCCACGCUGCGCUCGUCCAACUCCUCGGGCAGCCUGUCCAAACUCACCAAAUCAAGCGCCUCGACUCCCUUGACCCCGCCUUUUGACGGAGAUCCUUACGAGCAAUUGCCUGCCUCGCGCUCGGUUUCCCCGGAACCGUCCUUGCAAAGACGGCGCUUGACGCUGCAGCGCGUCCCGACUCCCCCUCACGACCCUCGCCCCGUUCCGACGGGCGCUGCGCCAACCGCGCCUCCCAAGAUGCACCAAACUUCCUCGAGACUGUUGCGCAUGACCGAAGAUGAGCGCCCUUUCACCAAGGAUUUCAUGGACUUGUUCUCCACCUUGAUGGUGAGUUUGAAGUUGGACUCCCACCGGGUCCGCUUCACGAGAUAUGACCACACCUUCACCUCCGAAGAGGCGAUCAACAACUUGGGAUCCCUCAAAUUCUCCCAGUCGAACCGUAUGCCCGACCCCAAGGACCCCUCGCGCAUUGUGACCACUACGACAACCACCACCUUCUCUAUGGCCAAGGAAAUGGCGCGCUCCGUUUGCCAGCGCUUUGUGGAUGCCCGCUUUAUCGAAGCCGUUGAUGGUAAGGCGCUGCCGAUUUUCCCGCUCAAGGGCGCCCUCUUCCAGCUCACCCCGAAGGGUAUCAACAUUCUACAACGCUUUUGCCAGCGCAAUGGAAUCACCGCUCGUCACGUGAUGGAUGUUCUGGAGUCGCCGCGCAACACGAUGCAAUUGGUGAACUUGGAGCGAGACACGGAUACCGAUAAGUUGUCGCAUGAUCGCGCGACCAUUGAGGUGAUUUUCCGCCGGUUUGCGGGACAGGAUGGUCCCAAUAUCAAGAGCAGCAUUUCCACAUCAGACUCCGACUCACUCAGCGACUACUCGAACGGUAUUAUUGGAGUGAAAAUGGCGCGAGAGCGGAAGUUGCAGGAUAACAAGAUUUACACCAACACGUUCACCGGAAAGGGCGCGGUGGAUUGGUUGAUGGACUGCUCAACCACUAUCGAGCGCCGAGAGACUUGUCUGAUUGCUGAGCUUUUCCUCAAGUACGGCUUGAUUACGAUGAUUCAGGACGACAAGUCCUACCCCGACUCCAACGCCGUGUUCCAGCCUUCCAAGUACGCGAUCUACUGCAUUACCGAACGUGGCCAGCGAGUGUGUGGAUGGAUUGCUCGCGACAAGCCUCGCGACAACUCCGGCACUUACGAUAACCGCGGUAUGCCCCGGGAUUCCAACAACGCUCGUCUGACCCACAUCCUGCAAGACCCCGCCCUUCGCCUUUUGUUCCGCGAGUUCCUGCGCUACUCUCUAACCCUCUCUUUCUACCUCGAUGUGUCCGAGUUCACUGCCAACUACCACAAGGCUGAGAAGACUGGCACCUUUAACAAGGUGGAUUCAGUUCGGGAAACUUUGGCCGCUGCUUAUGGUCUGUACAACGCGUUCCUGGCUCCUGGGUCACCUUGCGAGUUGAAUAUCGACCACGCCCUACGCAACAGCUUGGCCAGUCGUAUGACCAAGGCUGUUGGUGACGACGAAUCCAUGUACAAGAGUCUUCAGGAGGUUGUGCAUCUCUUCGAGCUUGCACAGACUUCCGUCUUCAAGCUGAUGUCAAGUGACUCUGUCCCGAAAUUCCUUCGUGACCCCAAGUACUCCGUGGUCCUGCAGGAACACGACGUCGACAUUUUCGGCGGCUCUCGCUCUUAUUCUCCUACCCCGGGUGUCCCGGAACGAAGCAUGAGCCGGUCUGCUCGUUCAUGACAAUCACCGCGAGCCAGCGUCGACGCUUUCACCCGACCCGCAAACAGCAGUCGAUUCCCCCGUCGCGAUUCAAAUGCCACCAUCCAUUCCACGCCUAUCGCAAACUCGUCCAUCAUUCCUCCGGCCCCUGUCAUCUUCUAAGCAAGAAACAGGCGUUUAAGCUUCAACGCCUUUUUGCAGGUCUCAAAUCAGAGUUUCGCGGAUGUGCCUCCGGCCAAUUGUGGUCUGCCCGAUCCCGUUUCUUGUGCGACUGCAACGCGGGAAUCCCACCGUGCCGGGGGGCCUGUUUUUUUGCGCCCGACGAUGGAAUUUACGGAAUGAAGGAGGUCGCAUGGCAUGGAUGUGUUGGGUAAAGGGCCAAGGGUCUGGGCUCUGGGCGCUACUCAAUACGGCCUGGACGCUUUCUCCUUCCUUUUCUCGAACGUACACGAUUUUCAUACCAACUCUCUCGUCACGAAUCGCUUCCGACCUUGAAAAGACAAAGGCCUUUUUUUUUCCCUCUCCCUCGCUACACUUUUUGUCUUUGCUCCUCCCCUUCACAUGGCGUGCAGCCCGCCGGGCGUCUGCGUCUGCGUCUGCAUCUGCAUCUCGUCUUGCGCCCCGUUCCAUUCCCCGGACGGCCCUGCUGAAUUCCCCCGGUUUUAUCUCCUUUAAUUUCCCUCCCUCGACCACGCAUUUCAUUUUACGUCACCACCAGACGAAAGACGUUACGAUUGAUCGAUGCCUCAUGUUAUAGAGAAGGCCGGAAUUUUCCUUUUUUUGUUUGGGUCCCCUUGUAAUAUUUGCAUGAUGUCUUUCUUUAUCCCUCAUCUUUCCUAACUGCAUACCCCAUACCCCAUUUCACCCGGCUGCUGCUUUACCUAUGAUAAUAGGUAAAGCAACUAACUACAAGUCGGAACGACUUAAAAAACUCAAGAAAAAAAAUAUCCGAUCGCAUACAAAAGACUGGGUGGCUCUCCUCGAUUCAUCCUGUUUUUGACCUUGCUAUUGUGUUGUUGUUUGAGCAUCAGAGACGGCGUUUUCCCCCACACACUCCCCCCAACCAUACAUGUUUAUCCAUCUCACAACUCUUUUUCUAUCUCAUUGUUUCCAUCUCAUGCAUGACCCUCCUCCUCUUCAUUGAGCAUCUGUUUUUUUGCCUUUUUUUUUUCUUAGUUUAUUCUUAUUAUCUUUUUUGUUCAUGUUGAUUCUCCCCUUUGUGGUACUGCAUUGUUUCCUUUCUGUGGGCACAGCGUGUGAGUUCUGGCUUUUUGUUUUUUUUUUCCUUUUUUAUCUUGUAUGUCAUAUUAUUCGAACUUCUCCAUGGGAAGGC
This is a messenger RNA of Penicillium subrubescens, 3370 nucleotides long. It is a transcript of the gene flbA, whose product is annotated as developmental regulator FlbA. The transcript is spliced from 5 exons. Gene Ontology annotation, biological process: intracellular signal transduction. NCBI's taxonomy places the organism in Eukaryota, Fungi, Ascomycota, Eurotiomycetes, Eurotiales, Aspergillaceae. The record is from RefSeq and is a predicted model, not a curated record. Bases 1 to 2058 code for a protein of 685 amino acids.